AUGUUUAAACAUGCCGGAACUUCAGAAAAUAAGGCUUUAAUUGAAGUCAACAUUCAUUAACUAAAUAUUAAUAUAUCUGUUCCAAAUUGUGAAGUUAUGAUAGUCUUCUAAAGAGGAGAUAGAAAAGCAUAAACAUAACCUGUACAAUUAAUUAAUAAGUGUGCAAAAAUUGAAUAAAUCUUAAGACUUCCAGCUACAUUAUAUUAUGAUGUUAAAUAAAAAGAAUACUAAAAGAAAAUGGGUACUUUGAUUAUUCUAAUCAAAUAUGAAAAAGGAAUGAAAAAUGCUGGUCAAAUCGAAAUUGAUUUCUCCUCAUAUCUAAAUUAAAAAAAAGGAAAAAUUGAUGAGAUUUCACCUCUUGCUAAAUGUCCAGAUUCUAAUGCUACACUUUAAUAUACAAUUAAUUUCUUGAGUCAAGAUCAAAGAUCUAAAACACCAGAAGCUAAUAUAAAUAAUAGUAUUCAAAUCACUAAAUACAGUUAGGGAAGAUCAAUCCAAAGCUUAAAUUACAUUAUUAGACUAACAGAAUAAAAUUUUAAAAGAAGAUAAUAUUAGAUUAUAAGAAGAACUUGAUAAUUUCAAAACUUAAAAUAAAUAAUAAUCAAUCUACAUACAAUAAUUAUUAAAUUAAGCAAAAUAAAAUUAAGAUGCUUUCCGUAAUCCUAAUUCUUAUAAAUCUAAUUAAGAAACACCGACUGCAUAACCAGAAGAUUGUCAAAAAUGUUAUGAAUUUUAAUUAGAAAUAGGUAUUUAUCAUUAUAAUAUAUGCAAGAAUCAUUAAAAAAAAUUAAAACAAAUAAAUCAAUUUCUUGUCAAAAAUGUUCUAACUUAGAAUUAUAAAUUGAAUAACUCAAAAAUUAAUAUUAACAAGGAAUCAAGUAAGAAAAAUCUGAUUCUAAACUUGAAUUGUUAAAUUAAGCAAACACUAAUUUGAAAGAACAAUUAUUUGAACUAGAAUAAUAAACCACUCGUAUUAGAAAGGAAAAUCAAGAUCUAAAAAAUAAAUUAACCAUUUAAAAUGAGUAAUUAAUAGAUUGCAGAGAAAGAAUCUAAGAAUUAGAAAAUGAUGAUGAAAAUGAUAAACGUAUUGCUGAAUACUAAAAAUUUAUUGAAAAAUCAAAUGAUAAUUUGUUAGAACUUCAAUAAAAAUUAUUUACUUUUUAAACUGAAUGUGAUUAAUUAUAAAGAGAAAAAAAUGAAUAUGAGCGAUAAAUUGAAAUUUUGUCUAAAAAAUAUGAUUUUCUUGGUAUAAUUUUUAAAUAUAAAAAUAGAAUUAUAAUUAUUCUAAUAAAAAUAAAGAUACGCAAAUGCUAUGCAUGCAUUCCUAAGUUUGGGAGAUACAAAUGCAAUUGAUAUACUCGAAAAAUUCAGUGGGGAUUGA
Molecule: messenger RNA, 1381 nt
Organism: Paramecium sonneborni
Lineage: Eukaryota; Ciliophora; Oligohymenophorea; Peniculida; Parameciidae
Source: the annotation of a GenBank genome assembly